Tinamus guttatus (white-throated tinamou) is the source of this 501-nucleotide messenger RNA. The record is from RefSeq and is a predicted model, not a curated record. NCBI's taxonomy places the organism in Eukaryota, Metazoa, Chordata, Aves, Tinamiformes, Tinamidae.
AUGGCCCGCGGGUCCACAGGUGCCUUUGCCUGGUGCCUGCACAGCCCAUGUCUGUGCCCCUUGCAGUGUGACCUGAGAGGACUGUGGAGGAACGAGCAGGAGUCGCUGAUGGAGAUCUCAGCACUGCGGGAUGACGGUGGCUUCCAGGGCAAAUACCUGACCCGAGUGAGCCUGUCCGGCGGCUGCAUCCGCGUGUCCCCCCUCAGAGGCGCCCAGCAGGACCUCAGCGAGGCAGCCUGGCCCACGUUUGGCUUCACCGUGCGCUGGGAGAAGUUCUCCAAUGCCACGGCUGUCUUUGUGGGGCAGUGCUUCGUGGACACGGGUGGGAAGGAGGUCCUGGCCACCACCUGGCUGCUGCGCGAGCCCGUGGGCUCUUUGGAGGAUGACUGGAGAGCCACAAGGGUGGGCAGAAAUGUCUUCACGCGCAAGCGCAGCCCCACAGGGAAGACCCUCCAGAGCUGGGCUCCCUCCUGCGAGGACAGCCCGUCGCCCGUGCCUUGA